This is a messenger RNA of Anopheles bellator, 553 nucleotides long. RefSeq names its product MICOS complex subunit MIC13 homolog QIL1-like. Gene Ontology annotation, biological process: cristae formation. The transcript has 3 exons. Gene Ontology annotation, cellular component: mitochondrial crista junction; MICOS complex. Bases 130 to 492 code for a protein of 120 amino acids. NCBI's taxonomy places the organism in Eukaryota, Metazoa, Arthropoda, Insecta, Diptera, Culicidae. The record is from RefSeq and is a predicted model, not a curated record.
CAAGACAGCUGCGAUUUUCUGCGUAACUUACGUAAAAUAAAAACAGUACAACGAAUCGUUCGCGAACUUGAAAAAUUCGCAUCAAAUUCGCAGUCGGUUCAUCGCCAGGGUCACGCUGCGGCUGAUCAAAUGCUUCGAUUCGCUAUUAAAACUGGUAUAGCCGGCGGUACCGUGUACUACACCAAAAAAGAAGGCAUUUGGGAUGAAAACACGGAAAAGGUUUACGAGCGUUACGCCGCCGCAUUGCGGCCACAUGUGCAGUCGCUGAAACAACAAAUUCCCAUGGAUGUACCAGCGCUUCCGUCCAGCGGCGAGAUGUGUUUUGUUACUAAACACUAUUACAAUGAAGGCGUGAAGAGCACGAUUCACUUCAUCCGUAAGAUCCCGUGCUACGCUGGACAAUUGGCGAUGAAAGGAUCGAAUGCCGUAAAGAAAGUUCUGGAUGCCCAGCCACAAACACCUACUGUCGAAGCACCGCAGGAUAAAAAAUAAACAGUUCUCUGUCGACAAUCAACUUCAUUGUCGAUUUAAUAAAAAGUUUACAGCAUAUGAA